UGUAGCAAGCGGUGUGGAUGGAAGGCUCGUCGUUUGGGACACAUAGACAAGCCAUAGAACCCGAUACAAUGAAUAAUCAGAGUGAUUCUGGUAUCUGAAACAGCCAUGAUCAUACCUACAACGUCUUGAUUCGUCUUUCCCUGCAAGUUUGAAGCUCUGGUCCCUAACAAUAGCGUGUCAUCGAUGGAUGGAAGCGUCUGGCUGACACCGUCAACAGCCAUUGUCCUUGGGACUGCUUAAAUACACCCAUAUGUAAUGUCCCCUAGAAAUGGGAUUCCUCGCCCAACACGACCUUGAUCCCCGAUUUCACACAAACAUUGGCUGUCAGAUCCCAAUGUCCUCUCCUGAAUCUCCGAGCCGAUUCAUCUACGAGUCCAGGUCUGUCACUCCGACCCUAGGAAGUGGGAAUCGCCGUCCUAGUGCAGGCGCAUUCGGCAUCAAUAUGAGCGACCGCCCAAUUUUCCAUCCGCCGGCCUUUGGCUCACCCUGGCAACCAGCAGUCCUUCAUAAUUACAGACAUCCGCUGGAUGGUUUUCCGGAGCCCCGGGUUGUCGAACUGGGACAAGGGCAGCCAGGCCGGAUCACAGAGUUGCCCGCGAUCAGCCUGUUCGACAACUCACUUUGGGCCGCCGGCUUGGAAUCUCGUGACGAUUGUGUCAGCCCUCGAUCACAAGUGCCGUCUGGCGUACCUGGUCGGCGCCCUCUUGCAAACCAGGAACCCAUUCCUUCCGAGACCCAGCGCGAGACGCCUGCCAGCGGAGGAUUCGCACUAAGCCAAGCGGAGAUGGUCCAGAUGGUCCUUCCGCCGCUCCGGCCACGGCCCAGAACCGGCACGGCCGUGACGGUGAUAUCCAUCAGCGAGGAUGGCCUUUCCACCAAGAGCAGCACGGAUUGGACUCUAGUCUCCACACCCUCGCUUCCAGCCCUGACUCACUCGACCAUCACUAUCAAGACCAUCCAGGACAUCUGCCUCGAAGCCACCCAGAAGUACCUGCAAGCCCACCAACCCAACCGGCACCCUCGCGCUUGCGAGCGGCACCACGUGCCGGCGACGAGAAGCCAGGGAAGGCAGGACCGGCGAUUCUAUCCCUAUCCAACCACCCAGCGACGAUUCCCGCCCGCGCCGCCGCCGCCGGGCCGGGCCAGCGACAGACCCGACGACCACGGCACCUCGCGAGCCGCAAGACCGACCGCCGGCCAGCAGCGAGCCUCGCGCGGCGUCCGGCCGCCCGCCUGCCCUACCAGCCGGACCUCCUUCGCGGACGAGCCGUUCGCGGGGACAGGCACCCGGCGCUACUUGCGCCAUGGCGACGACUACGAGCACGACGGUAACGGCAACGGCGACGCCGACCACCACUCCUGCCCCUGGAAUUGCCACUGCCACUGCUGCCACGACAGUGACCACCCUCCCCCUACCCCCGACUCGGACUCGGACUCGGACUCGGACUCGGCCUCCCUCCUCGCCAACGCAGGCGCCAUUAGCGCGCUCCUGUGGCAACAGGCCCAUGGCCAGCGGCCGGGCGCUACCACUGACACUGCCUAUGCCGAGGCCGCCGUCGUGCACAUGAGCGACCUGCUGCAGUGGGCCGUCUGCGUCUCAGGCGCGGUCGCCGGAACCGCUGCUGCCGCCGCCGCCGUCGUCGUCAUCCCGGACAGGUUUUUCGAGUCGGCGAGACGGCUUUGCGAUUUCUUGGGGGAUCGGGAGGCGGUUGCGGCUGUGGUUGGGCUGGAGAGGGGCGUUGCGGCGGGGGUUGGUGGUGGUGGUGGGGUGAAGGGGGGGGUGGACGAGGAUGGGGAUGAGGGUGGUGGGAGCUGGGCGGUUUGAGAUGCGACUUUGGAGUUGGUGGGGGGAUGUCUACCUAGUUGUGGAGUUUUUGACCGGGGGCAGGAAGGGCACUUGGGGUGUGAUUUCUCAGGGGGUGAGAAGUGAGGGUGAGAGCCAGCUGGAUUACAUUGGCCGAAGGGAUUUGCGGAAAAGGGGUUGGCUUACGGAAACACCGAUUCUGAAGACAAUCUCAGAGGCAGGCGUGGAUAUUCCCUGCAGGAUAGAAUUCCCAGAGACUUU
Phialemonium atrogriseum is the source of this 2065-nucleotide messenger RNA. RefSeq lists its product as uncharacterized. The record is from RefSeq and is a predicted model, not a curated record. NCBI's taxonomy places the organism in Eukaryota, Fungi, Ascomycota, Sordariomycetes, Cephalothecales, Cephalothecaceae. The transcript has a single exon. Bases 269 to 1825 code for a protein of 518 amino acids.